This is a messenger RNA of Piliocolobus tephrosceles (Ugandan red Colobus), 536 nucleotides long. RefSeq names its product chromosome 13 C11orf21 homolog (gene C13H11orf21). NCBI's taxonomy places the organism in Eukaryota, Metazoa, Chordata, Mammalia, Primates, Cercopithecidae. The coding region runs from base 114 to 512 and encodes 132 amino acids. The record is from RefSeq and is a predicted model, not a curated record. The transcript has 3 exons.
CCCUCAACCUCACCCUGCUGCCCCCAGCCCAGCCCAAGACACCAGGGCGUUUGCCGACAUCUGAGGCCCUUCUUGGUGUGGUCACUGAGGAUGGUGCCGAGAGGGGAAAGGUCAUGGGCAGGGCUGGGUGUGGGAUGCAGAGGAAACAGUGCCUGGGGGAGAGGAGCACUGUGCCCAGGUGGCCUCACUUGUCAUCUCAAAGUGGCGUCAAACUCCCGGACAGGUGGACGGGAACCCUAGGCUGGCCCUCCAGAGACCAGGAGGCCCCUGGCUCAGGGAUGCCACCUGCAGCUGCCCAGCCCUCCACCCAUGACGCCCUUGUUCCACCUGCCACUGCCCAUGAAACUGUGGAUCACCCAUCUCUGCACUGGCUUGCCUGCUGCUGCUGUCUCAGUUUACCUGGGCAGUUGCCCCUGGUUAUCCAACUGGGGUGGGACUUGGACUUAGAAGCAGGCCCCUCCUCUGGGAGGCUGUGUCCUCGGGCCAGGAGGUGGCAGCCUCUACCUUCCUGAGACAGGGACCCUUUUUUGUCCAUC